Molecule: messenger RNA, 8758 nt
Organism: Mytilus californianus (California mussel)
Lineage: Eukaryota; Metazoa; Mollusca; Bivalvia; Mytilida; Mytilidae
Product: ceramide kinase-like protein
Exons: 13
Coding region: 77-2203 (708 amino acids)
Molecular function (GO): kinase activity
Source: RefSeq, a predicted model, not a curated record
UACAGUCCGUGAUAAAUGUUGAACUUCCGAUGUAUUUUGACCAUAAUCGUUUCUCAUCACUUUCUCCUUUAUAGAAAUGGUAGAUUAUACUUAUUCAGAUGAUGGAAUGCCAAUUCCAAAACACACUGGAGCUUUCGCGAACCCAUUUGCCUCAGAAGAAGAUGUGACAAAUAUUUUUGAUAUUCGCGAAGACGGGUUUGAUGUGACCCUUUCAUUGGCAAAUGGAAACAUCAGCUGGGUCAGUGUCAGCGGCAAUAAGGGUGUGAGAUCAAAGGGACUUUUUAAAAAGAAAAAGGGUGUUGCUGAGGAGGUUUUACCUCUCGAGGAUAUUCUAGGUGUAAAGAUAAAACGUCGUAAAACAACAGCACAACAUGAAGGAGAGGGCAUGUGUCAAGGUUUUACUAUUUAUGCCUUUCAAGUCUUUGGUCCAAAUAAUUUAAAGGAAAGAAUUAUAGAACUGGAACAUCCAAGUGAAAAAAUUUGUAAAGAAUAUUGUGAGAAAAUAACAGAUUAUUUAGAUGCAAUAAAAGAUCGACCUAAAUCAAUGAAGUUAUAUAUACAAAGUCAUGCAGGACCACAUAACAGUAAUAAUAUCUACAAACAGAAAAUACAGCAUCUGUUUGAAGCAGCUAAUUUAAUUGUAGAUUCUACAGAGAUACAGCAUAAUGAAUAUGUGAAACAGGAAAUGAUACAUCUAGAAUUAGAUCAGUAUGAUUGUAUUUGUUGUGUUGGUGGAGAUGGUACUGUUAGUAAAUUGACCACAGCAUUAUUAAAUAAAAUCCAAGCUAAUAAACAUAUAGAUCUCAAAAAUGGAUUGACGCCAGCAAGAUGUCAUAUUCCAUUGGGAAUUAUCCCAACAGGAACCACAAAUCAGGCAGCUAAAUCAGUAUUAGGUCAGUUAGAUCCAGUCAGUGCUGCAAUUAAUAUAAUACUAGGUAGAACAGCUGCUGUAGAUGUUGUCUCAAUUUUCCACAAAGAUAAAUUUUUACAAUGGGGUUUUAUAUGCCAGUAUGGCUUUGCUGGAAAUGUUCUCAAAUUAGCCAAAAAAUAUAACCGUGUAGGACUUGGUAGUAAAGGAUUAGAUGCAGCAGUAGUUAAAGCACUUAGUAAAUCUAAAUUCAGAAUGUAUGAAUGUGAUAUAGAAUAUCUCCCUGCAGACCCUCUACCUGUUGAACAGAAUUAUAAUGUAUGUCGUACAGGAUGUGAUGUGUGUGUACCUAUAGAUGCCAGUAAGCAAGAUGACAAUACAUCUGAUGUAGUUGAGGAAUGCAUAGUACAACCAUUUAAUUCUAGUAGCAAUAGUAAUGAUUUUAAUAGUUUAAGUGAUACUGAAAAUCUCUCAGAAGAAGUAUUAGAAGACAAUCCAUGGAAAGCCUCAAAGGGGAGUUACUAUCAUGUUGGGCUAUAUUGUAUACCAGGCAAUUGUGAGGUGGCUCCUGAAGGUCUCAGUAAAUUUACUCAUUUAUCUGAUGGUGCUAUGGAGUUAGUUUUAGUUAAAGACUGCUCUCGAAGAGAUUUUAUAAGAUAUCUGAAACGUCACGGAAACCAUAAAAAUCAAUUAGAUUUUCCAUUUGUGGAGGUACAUAGGGUAAAAGAAGUCAGAUUUAAGCCUAGAUAUCCAAUGGGUUGGAACUAUAAUGAUACUAAAUAUAAUGAAGUGGAGGAUCGAAUGAAGUCCAUAAAACAUAGAAUGUCUAUUCAAGGAAUUAAGUCAGGUGAUGCGUUUAUAAUUGAUGGCGAAAAUGGAAGCACCCACACCCCAUCACCACGUAGAGCAGACAGUGUAGAAGAUCUUGAUGAUCUGGAUGAUACUGAUGAAGAUGAUGAAGUUGAUGAUGUAUCCCCAACUGGAAGUCGUACAGGCUCUGAGCAUAAAAACAACAACAUAUAUAAGAGACAAGACAAUGUACUUGUAAACAGUGCUCCACAGGAUCAACGACUUGUAGGACUUCAGUAUCGACAAACUUUUGCUGAUGAGGAGAGAUGGAGAAGGAAAAAGAAAGUGCUGAAAAAGGAAGAAAAGAAAAGGAUUAAAGAGGAAUCCAAAAUCCAGACUGUAUGGAAUAUUGAUAAUGAGAUAUGUGAUGACACAUUGUUGAGUUUUAGGGUACAUCAUGGGUUACUGUCUGUAUAUGGAGUUGGUUUAUCACCAGAUACAGUUUUCAUCAAUUCACCAUUAUCCUGCCUACCACUUAUCAACUAGACAAUAACCGAUAUAUUACCUCCCUGUCAUCAGCAGGAGCAAGGAUCCAGUCAUUCAUCAGCAAGAGAAAGGUCCCAGUUGAUCAUUAGCUAAAUAGAAAUUUAUAAACAAUUACUAUGUUAUCAUUGAGUACUAAAAUCUGCAAUUUAACCAUUCACAUGCAUCAUAAUAGAUUGGGAUUGUAGGCUGUGUAAGAGCAAGUAAUGUAUUUCCUUGUAGAGCAAUUAAGUAAUCUACAUAAAGAAACCAGAAGGUUCUCAGAUCCAUGUUUAAAAUUUAUCAACAAAGAGAAACUAGCCUCAAUAAUAAUUUUAUUGAAAUCUAUACACCAUGUACCUGUGCUAUGGUAAUAAAAAUGUAUUUUUGAAAAAAAGUUUGUUUCAAUUUGCUUAUUAUUACUGUAAAACUUGCCUUUUUAAAGUUCAUUUAUUUGUUGUUUUUAAUGUAAAUAAAGUGAUUUGUUGUUCCAUGAAAUUAAUUUUAACUGUUAAUUCUAAUUUCUAGGUAUAUCUUGAAUUGAAUCACAGUGUUUGGUUUUUGUAUGUUUUAUUUAUUUGCAAUCUGAUAAAAGUAUAGAUUUUUGUGUCGCCCCUUCGCUUACAAGGAUCAAAUAACGCUCCAUUCUUAUUUUUUUUAAACAACCUUUCGGGAUCUUUAGGUUUUAUUGUAUUGAUACACACCUUCAAAAAUUUAGAGGCAGACAUUUCAUUGGUUGAUACAAAAGUUAUCAGCACAGAAAGUAGGAUGGAGUGUUGUCAGAUCCUCAUAGAGAAGUGCUGACACAGUAUUUGGAUUCAUUUUAUUGUGAAUGUAAGAUAUUUAUGAGGUGCUUUCUUAUAUUUUGGGAGAUAGAGUUCAAACUAAAAUGUAAGAAGUAUAUUUAUUUAUAUAAAGAAUAACUUUUGUCUUCAAAAGGCAAAAGUGUUUGAUUUUAUUGCUUAUUUUCAUAUACACAUUAAUAAUUAUUGCCUUGUAGUGUAAGUUUUGCACAGUGUAUGACAUUGUUGUGAUUUGUUCAAUUAUUAAUUUUAAACUAUAUUUAGUUUUAUUAGAAUUUUUGUUAUUUAGAUUCAAAAACUUACAUUUUGCUUGGAUCUAUAUUUUGUUUUUUAUCAGACCUAUAGUCACAGUCUCGAUUGUUAUACUGUUGUGAAAAGAAUUUUAUUUUCAGUUUCUUUUUUUUGCAUUUAAGUUUUUGUUGAAUGACAAUUAAUUUUAUUGGUUACCAAUUUCCAUGAAAAGACAAAAAAUUAUGUCUCACCUUUUUUCAGGGUGAUUGAUGUAUUUUUCAGUCUAUUUCAAAAGUUUGGUGAACUUGUAAGCUCUAGCACCUUGUUGAAGAUCUCACUGUUACUUGGAGAGGAAGAACAGCAAUAAAAGCUUAUCCGUUGCCUUUGGUUUUACCAAGUGUGAGCACAUUUUGUCAUUAAUUUAUGCACGAUAUUACUUUUUUAGUUAACAUUGAAAGGAAACAAUAUUUAACUGGAUUGUUGCACACCAAUGUACUGGUAGUUGUGCAUAUGAAAUGUUUAUGCCAAUCAGAGGAUAUUUUUCAGAGUUAAUGGCCUUUAUAACUUAGAAAAUCUAUACAUGCAUUACUAACUUAAUUCUAUCCAUGCAUCACAACAAAUUGUGCACACAAACUCCUCCGCAGUCUUCAUUUAAAUGAUUAAAUGAGAUGAGACUGGGAUGAUUGUUUAUGGAACCUUUUUUACGGCAAAACUUAACCAAAUUUUGCAGGAAUGAUUGAAGGUCCCCUUCAAACAAUCAUUAUUUUGUUCUGAUCUUACAAAAAAUUGUUGUUAGAGGCAAUCUUUGAUUUUGAUUGGCCAAGUUUCAAAGAAUUUCUUCUCUGAAUCUACAAGGUGACAUACAUUGGUGGCACUUAGCUCAUAAUGAAACCUUAAGAGAAACACAUUUUAUAUUCUAAAACCAUAAGGCUAAUGCGAGUUAAACUUUGAAGGAAUACUGUGGAUUCAUUUAUUUUUCGUGGGUACUAAUUUUCGUGGAUUGAGAAAAACUUGCAUUUUCGUGGAUAUUAAAUUUCGUGGUUUGGCAAAGUCUUCAUACACUCCUUUAGAAAAUUUGUAAUUCGUUGAACUUUUAAAUUCGUGGUUCCCCUGUUCCCACGAAAUCCACGAAAAUUGGUAUCCAACGAAUAUUUAUGAAUUCUCAGUAAUUUAUAGAAGGACCUCUACAAAUGACUGCCAGCGACAUUCAUGUUUUUGAUUGGCCAGUUUUUAAAAAUGUUCUCUUGAAACUACAAGGCAAAAUAUGUCAAAACCUUACAGAAGUUAAUGAUUUGGACUCAAAUUUAUCCAAAAUUGAUAGGAAUAAUGUACAGAAGGUUUUCUAUAAAGGAUCAACAUGCGGUUCAUGAUAAAAAAUGUGGCAUUCUUAGAUUCUUAUUAAACAGCUUUAUAUAACAUCUAACAGGAAUAUAAGUUAAUAUUAUGCAUAGAUACCAUGCAAGCCAUUCUAGCUAUGUUUCACUGUUUAUACUGGAGAUGCUUUAAGUUACUGUUUUUUGCCUAGACUAGAGGAAAAAAGAUAGACAUAUUUGCUUCACUGUGUAAAUUUUUUAGUUUAAUUUGUUUCAUGGGAAAUAGUGACUACAUUAUUUAGUAUCUCUAAAUUUUUGUUGAUGUUAAAAAAUUAACCAAGGAUAGUUACCAUCAUAGAAUUAUAUUCAAUUUAUAAAAAAAAUCAAAAUCUCUUAAGAUUUUAAAUGAAUGUGUUCAGUAUUGAGAAGAAUUGUAACAGUAUUUAAGCAUAGUGUGUAUAUUUUACUGUUAAGUGGGAGAAUUUUAUUAGGGGUUUAUGUUUUUGCUAAUUUCUCAAUUAAGUUAAAAAAAAUUGUGAAAAAUAUUCCCUCGUGUAAAUUUUGAUCUUCAAAAAAAGAUUAGAGUCAAGGACAAGAAAAAAGGGUUAAUGAAACAUAUCAAACUUGUUUGGCCCUUUGAAAUAGGGAAAUUAAAUCUCUGCAAAAAAAUAAUCCACUAGACAGUAUUUAGCACUUGUAUUUCAGAGUAGUAUACAUUACCCCAAAGGGUUUUAUAUUUAUUCAUUAGAACAUCAUACCUGAUUUAUAUAAAAUAGCUGAAAACACAUGCAUAAUGUCCUCAUUGAUAGUCUAUGUAGUAAUGGCUCACAAUUUUAUCAAAAAUAUAUUUUACCAUACUGAAGGAAACAAAGGGUAAGAACAUUCAGAUUUUAUCAAGAUCCCAGUGAUCAUAUAUAUAUUAUUGUUUAUGAUUUAGAUAGAAAUUUAUAUAUAUAUAUAUAUAUCACUAUAAAGUAGACAACAUUCAAAAUUAUUUAUACAGACAAAGGGAAGUGAUAUAAAUUCAUGUCAAUAUUAGCCCUAAAAUUCUGUGAAAUUUAAGUAUAGAUUUUAGUGAUUCGGUUUGACAGAAACUUAUUAAAGAUUACCUGAUAAGAUUUGUUUAAUUUUGUUUUUCUAAUAUAAGUGAGCCCUUAAAAUGCAUUGAAAAACAAAUCUGUUUUUAAUGGGGAAUAAAAUCAUUAAAGCAGUUAUGUCUGAAGGAAACAUGAAAAGAGAUGUAGAUGGUUAAGUAAAAUAUAUGUAUUCAGAAAUGAUACUACUGAUUGGAUAGGAUCUAAACAAUUCUAAUUUCUAGAACAAAAGUCUUGCCUUUUUUAUUUUUUCUGCAUUUUUAACAUAAAAUAACUGAUCAUUAUUGGUCAACAUAUUCAAACACAUUUACAUCAAAUGUAUAUAAUAUCUGAACGAGUGCAAUAUGUUCUUUUGUGUGUUUUAAUGAUACAGAUGUCUUAGUUUGGUUAAAUUUUGCAUUUAGGUGCAUUUGUCAGAAGUCAGUUAUUGUAUAUCAACGAUAGUCCUAUUGUUAGUACUAAGCUGUUAUAAUAGUCACUGUAAUGAAAAACAGUGGUUAAGUUUUACAUUUAGGUACAUUUCUUAGAAAUGAAUUAUAAUAUUACAUUGUUUCAUUAAUGAAUACCAUGCAUUAUAGCCAAAUGUUUGUAACUGACUAACAUUGGAAAGUUUAAGCUUGUCAAAAAGUUUUCAAAGAAUCCGAUACAAUUUUUAUCAUGAACAAGGAUUUUUAUUUUACCUCUCAUUUUUUCAUUCCUUUUAUAUAAGAUACCUUUAUGUCAUGAGGAUUUUUUUCAUUUUUUUUUUUCAUUUUCCUUCAAGUGUAUAGAGUAAACUCCAUUUUGGUUUAUGUAAUCCCAUAGACUUUUUGUUGUAACUGUCUUACAACCAGUAAAAACUUCAAUGGUUAAAAUAUGGAUGAAUUGCAUAUCACAAGCUCAUGGUACAGCUGUUUACUGAGUUGAAAAGUCAAAUAAGAAUGUAUGUAUAUAUCAGUGGUCAUUUAUUAAUUUAAUCCUUAUUUAAUAUGCUUCAUAUUUCUGAAACCCACUUUUUUGUUGAGAUGUGUAACCCAUGUUUUACACACAUAUUCUACAUUUUUAUACGACCGCAAAAAUUUUUGCGGUGAUAUAUUGGUAUUACGUGUCAGCGUCAUCCGAAGACAUUUGGUUUCCGGACAAUAACUUUAGUAAAUCUAAAUAGAAAUCUAUGAAAUUUAAACACAAGGUUUACAACCACAAAAGGAAGGUUGGGAUUGAUUUUGGGGGUUACAAUCUUAACAGUUUAGGAAUUAGUGGACAAAACAGGGCCCAAAUAAGUAUUUUUGUAGUUUCCAGUCAAUAAUUUGUGGAAUGGUGUAUGGAUCUCUCUGAAAUUAUACCACAAGUUUCCCUACCACAAAGGGAGGGUUAGGAUUGGCUUUGGGGGGUUAUGGCUCAAACCGUUUAGGAAUUAGGGGCAAAAAAGGGGGAAAAACAAGGGUUUCCUGGUUAAUGGACAAUUAAAAAAAAGUACAAUGUUAUGUUUGGAUUACCUCCCUUACACUGCUUUUAAAUUAUGUAUAAAGAAAUGUUGUAUUGUCUUGAGGUGAUUAGCUGUCAAUUUAUUUUUAGAAGUUACUAUUUAAAAAUGCUGAUUAAGGAAUAUUAAUUUUAGCCAUGAUUAUGUAUGUCAUAAAAUUUGUUUUUUCUCAUUUCAGAUUUCAGAAAUUAAAAAGAAAAUGUCUUCAAAUAUUUUUUUUUGCAAAAAAAAAAAGAGGGGGGGGGGGGUCAAUUCGCAACAGCAUAGUGUAUUGCACAUAAGCCAAAAGAAAGGGGUAAUUUUUUUUUGUGGGGUUGGGGGGUCAAUUCGAAACAGCAUAGUGUAUUGCACAAAAGCAAAAAAUUUAAUAUAAAUUCAAAUCAUAUAACCAAUUCUAAGUUCUUCGACUACAGUUAUUCUGUGUCAGAAACCUAUUAUGUGUCAAAUAUUUAAUUACAUUCCAAAUUCAGACCUGUAUCAAGCGCGAAUAUUGUGUCCAUUUUUGCCCCAACUGUUCAGGGUUGGACCUCUGUGGUGGUAUCCAGCUGCGCUUGGCGAAGCAAUUUAUUUCAUAUGUAACCGGAAUUUGUCAUUCUUUUAACAGGACAUAAUAAAGAUAAAGAGAGUUACAAGUUAGAUUAAAAUAUGAUUUCCAUAAUAUUCAUAGAGGACAAACUGUAGGUUUAUAUUUUCAUUUGCAUGUUGGAUGCCCCCUUAAAAAUUAGCAGUCUUUAUGAAACUGUAGCAUGACAAUGUUUACUUUUGUGUCUCUUUUGUAUAUCAAUCUUAAAUAUCAUGUGAUUAAUCUUAUGAAGUUGUACAAGAUUGCAAUCCACCCUUCCCUCCAAAAAAAACUUCAACAAAAAUUAUUUCAUUUGUUGUCUUUAAUCUUUUUCAAUACAUAGGAAGUUCAAAAGAUGGGGCGGGGGGGUGUCCUCCUCCCUUGUGGCCAAAUUUUUUUGUUGUUUUUGUACAUUUUCUGAUUUUUGACUGCCCUCCUGAGAAAAAAUUAUGGAAAAUUGAAGAUAAUUAAUUUGGUAUUUUUCAGCUUUCAAUAUAUGAUUUGAUUUGAUUUGAGUUAUUAACAUUAAGUUCUUUACCUUCUGAAUUAAAACAAUUGUACCGUUUGUAUUAUUAUUAAUUUUUCAAGGAUUUAAUUUAAAAAUGGUUACGAAGAACAAAAACCUGGUGCAUUCAUGCAUAAUUUAAAGUUGCACAGAAUUAUAAUCAUAUAUAGGUGUUACAUUUUCUGAUUAUGGGUACCUUUUACACACACAAAAUUGUAACCAUUUUAAUGUUUUACAUUUAAUCGAUUUUAAUUUGUUAUGAUUUUUAUGUCCCGAAAACAUACAGUUUAGUGGGGUUUCAUCAUAUAUUGAUAAUUCAUUAUAUAAUUGUGUGUGUGUAAGUAUUUUUUAAUUGCACUGUAAAAUACUGCAUACUUUCUCUUGACACGCUACAGUAUUCCAUCCACAAUCAUCCUCAUAUUCCGUCCACUUUAUAUGUUCUGUUUUUAUCUUGCAUUCCAGAUUUUUUAUUUUUACUGGUAUUGUAUUAUUUUAUAAUUUUAUGGUUAUUUUAAAAAUUCUUAUACGGAUAAUAUUUACAAGAGUUAAUUAAUACAAACAAAUGUGUUUAAUUUAAAACAAAAGAUGAAAUAAAAUAUACCAAUGUGA